AAUAAGCAAGAAAAUCUGCAAGAGGAGACCUUCUGAGAGAAGGAUGAUUUCUUUUUCUUUGCUAGGACUCUGUCUCCUUUCUCUUACAGUGGCAACAGCUGGAGCUCAGUCAUCUGAUCAUUUGGUGAUGUUUGCCUUACCCAGAGACAGUAUUACUUUGCCAUGUGGCAUCCCCUCUGUUAGAUCCUGCUCCUCUAUCAACUGGAACAUGACUGGCGAGUUUGGUUCAGUUACUGAAGUGGUGAAGGCUGGACAAGUGACAGCUCCAGACGUCCCCCGGCACGGCCUGCUGAAGGACUGCUCUCUGGAGAUUAAUCGCCCUGUACGCAAUGAUGCACGACUUUACACUUGUGGCAGUGGAGCACUCAACUCAAGUGUUUCACUUCAGAUUCUUGAACUUGCUGAGAACUUAGAUGCUGCGGAGGGCACAAUAGAACUUCACUGUUUCCUCAACACAUAUAAAGGACUCUUCCACUGUCACAACACAGGGAUACAUAUCAAGUGGAGUACUGAUGAUAAUACACCGAUAAAUGGAAAUAGAUUUCGCUUUGAAAACCCCACUGAAUGCUUCUCUAAACUGAUUAUCAAUAAAAAACUGACAGAUCAUCUCAGAAAAUGGAAAUGCCAACUAUCUCAGAAUGAUGUGGUUAAAGCCACCGUCAGUUAUACAACAAUAACAGAUGGCGAAGAGGAAGUGUUUGCUGCAGUGGGUGAGUCAGUGUCACUCUCUUGUAGCAAUGCUUCCUCUCUUGGUGUAAGAGGCAGCGUGGAGUGGGCUGCGGGUGGAAAACCACUAUCAGAUGGCACCUCACACAAAAAGGGCCAAUCAGAGGCGUUUCCUGUUAAUGAGGACUCAUCACUGUUCAUUAGGAAAGUGAGUGCUCUGAAUGCUGGGGACUACCAGUGUUCAGAGUCCAGUGAGCAGAAAAAAGUGUUAAACAAAAUCAGACUGCACACCCUCGAUGUUACUCCACAGUGUGGGCCAGGAGGAGAACACCUCACCUUGACUUGUGUGCUUACCUGCACUGAACAAUGUGACAAAGACUUCAAUUUAACUUGGUCUGGAAGUAGCCAAAAUAGCUGGCAGAGCAAUUUAAUGAAUGACAACAACACUCUUAAAAGCAAACUAGUUCUCCCAGUAUGUUCAAUGAGAUCUGAAGAAAUAACCUGUAUUGUGCAAAGAGAGGGUGCUGUGAUGGCAGCAAAGAAGUGGCCCUCUGUUAACUCUUUGCAAACACCUGCAUGGUUAGCCCUUCCUCUCAGCCUCCUGAUGUGUGCAGCUGCUGGAGGACUCUACAUGUGCAUGAAGAGAAAGCACAACAGGGAUGCAGCAAAUGAACAGUCGAGUAUUGGAAUGACUCAUGUUUAUGAUGUAAUUGAGGAUGUAAGUGCGGAGGGACUACAACAGCAAACACAAUCUAACAGAGAAGCAUCCACCACCACUGACAGUUUCUAUGAUUUAUUGCAAGCUGUAAACUAGAGCUAAAGAGAAGUGUGUGUUUUUGUCUCCAUUUUAACUUUGAUUAAAUCAUUUAACCACCAUCAAUAAACUAACAAUUUGUUUUCUAAA
Molecule: messenger RNA, 1570 nt
Organism: Seriola dumerili (greater amberjack)
Lineage: Eukaryota; Metazoa; Chordata; Actinopteri; Carangiformes; Carangidae
Exons: 8
Coding region: 44-1480 (478 amino acids)
Biological process (GO): positive regulation of ERK1 and ERK2 cascade; interleukin-15-mediated signaling pathway; T cell activation
Cellular component (GO): membrane raft; external side of plasma membrane
Molecular function (GO): MHC class II protein binding; protein tyrosine kinase binding
Source: RefSeq, a predicted model, not a curated record